Messenger RNA from Heteronotia binoei (common prickly gecko), 2752 nucleotides. It is a transcript of the gene SLC38A12, whose product is annotated as transmembrane protein 104. The transcript has 9 exons. The record is from RefSeq and is a predicted model, not a curated record. Bases 76 to 1569 code for a protein of 497 amino acids. NCBI's taxonomy places the organism in Eukaryota, Metazoa, Chordata, Lepidosauria, Squamata, Gekkonidae.
GAUGUUUCUUUCAGGAUAAGUGUGGCAAAAAGGCAGGGUUGCCUUUCCCUCUGAGGUCUGUGUGUUCCUUUCAACAUGGCUGGAGGCAUCACUGAUACAGGGGAGCUCUAUUCUCCUUAUGUUGGCCUGAUUUAUAUGUUCAAUCUCAUAGUUGGGACAGGAGCUCUAACAAUGCCAAAGGCUUUUGCUGCUGCUGGUUGGCUUGUCAGCCUCAUCUUAAUAAUGUUCCUGGGGUUUAUGAGCUACAUGACCACAACGUUUGUAAUGGAGGCCAUGGCUGCUGCAAAUGCCCAGCUUCGUUGGAAGAGGAUGGAGAAGCACAAGGAAGAUGAUGAUGAAGAUUCAUCAUCUGGAGUUUCCGAUAGUGAUGUUCUUCUCCCAGAUAGCUAUGAGCGAUCAGAGACGCGGCCAAUCCUGUCUGUUCAGAGACGAGGAGCACCCAAUAUUUUUGAAAUCACAGAAAGGAUAGAGAUGGGUCAGAUGGCCUCCAUGUUCUUUAAUAAAGUGGGAGUCAACUUGUUCUAUUUCUGUAUAAUCAUCUACCUCUAUGGUGAUCUGGCAAUCUAUGCAGCUGCAGUACCAGUUUCUCUUAUGCAGGUGACCUGCAGCGUGAGUGGCAAUCAUUCAUACAGCGAUGAAGAUGGCUCGAAGUAUAAUGACACCGCCAAGUGCUGGGGCCCAAUCAGGCGGAUUGAUGCUUACAGAAUUUAUUUGGCAGUCUUUACACUCCUGCUGGGUCCAUUCACCUUUUUUAAUGUGCAGAAAACAAAAUAUCUACAGAUUAUUACAUCACUGAUGAGAUGGAUAGCAUUUGUCGUCAUGAUCAUUUUUGCCCUCAUCCACAUUGCCAAGGGCCAGGGGGAAGGUCAGCCCCCUCUGGCGCAGCUCUCGGGGAUCCGCAAUCUGUUUGGAGUGUGUGUUUAUUCCUUCAUGUGCCAGCACUCCUUGCCAUCCCUCAUCACUCCCAUCUCCAAGAAGAAGCAUGUUAACAAGCUGGUCCUGCUGGAUUACAUCUUAAUCCUGGGUUUUUACAGCCUCCUCUCCUUCACCGCUAUCUACUGCUUCCGCAAUGGGACUCUCAUGGACAUGUACACACUCAACUUCACCAGUGGUCAAAUAGUCCCUUAUGCCUUUCUGCACUAUUUCCUGGGCCUUUUUCCGGUGUUCACCAUCAGCACUAAUUUUCCUAUCAUCGCUGUGACUCUGAGAAACAACUGGAAGACUCUUUUCCACCGGGAAGGGGAAACCUACCCAUGGGUAGUAGAUAGGAUUUUUUUCCCAGUUAUCACUCUAAUUCCCCCCAUCCUCGUGGCUUUCUGCACUCAUGAUUUGGAGUCCUUGGUGGGCAUUACUGGGGCCUAUGCUGGGAAUGGGAUCCAGUACAUCAUCCCUGCUUUCUUAGCAUAUUGUAGCCGAAAAGACACUCAGCUGGUUUUUGGAAGCGGCACGCUCAAUAAACAUUUGUCUCCAUUCCGGCACACAUUCUGGAUUGGGUUUGUGCUCCUCUGGGGUCUUUUUUGCUUUAUCUUUGUAACUGCAAAUAUCAUUUUUAGUGAAACAAAGUUCUGAUGAUGAAACAGUACUGCUUGUCAUACAGACACUUUAAGGUGACUUACAGGGUCCGUUAGCCGUGCACCCAGUAAGAACUUUUCUAAACAGUCAGCUCACUAAUACACUCUUGAGUGUGAGACUUGAGCUGGAUGCUGAACUUGUCAAUUUUGAUUGCUGGGCUUCCUGUUCAAUUGCUUUUUAAGUUAACUUUCCCACCGACAUACACAGCUAUGGCUUUGAAUACUUCACUAGGCUGCUGUGCUUGCCCAAUAUCUGACUUUUUUUGCCUUGAUCAGAGAUUCCCCUAUGGAAUGUCUUCCUCUCCAUUGUGCUGUGAUCUGUCAAGAGACUGUUGGAUACACAUCUCCUCUCCAAGGAUAAUGCAGAAGACCAUUAUUGCUGGAAUAAGUCAAGCCAACAGUCUGUUCACAUUUUUAGCUAAAGGGGGGGGGGGAAUCAGGAGCAGGAUGUGGACAGCUGGUUGAAGCAGGCUUCACAGGAGUUGCUGUUUUCCAGGGUGAGAGGGCCAACCUAAACUAAAGAAUGGCAGAGGAAGACAUCCAGUGGCACCAACUUCCUACCUGCCCAGUGGUACUUGAAUAGUUACCAUUUUUUUCUCAGCAUUUAUUUCCUUUUAUUUGUUACAGCCUUUUUAACUUACAUUUUUCUUUGUUUUGUCUAAUGUGGCUUUUGGUGUCCUAGAAGAUGGUGUGGAUCUAAAUGAAAUGGUUUCAUCUGAAAAGACUGCAACUAUGUUUAUUUUUCUCAUGCCUUUUGUGUUUGCCGAUCUUAUUUCCUCUCCUUAGUUGCUUAUAUACCAUGUGGUUGCUGAGAGGCAAGUGCUGCUAAGAACUGCUGAGCCUUGCUUCACAAGGAAUAAAAGGGAAAACCUGCUCCCACAGUUCUAUUGUGCUGCUGAGCAGCUUCAGCCAUUGCUACAGUCCUCCCAUUUCAUGCCAGUGCUGGGGCAUGGGGCAGGCCAAGGCUGCCACAGUCACUGUAUGGACAUGACAGUGCUAACUACCUGCUGGACAGGUAAUGUAUAAAAGCAACUACAGAGUGCAUGGACAUCUCUAAGCACCUUAACUGGGCAUUGCUAGAUGUGGGGCUUAGCACUUAACCAUGUCUUGAUGCAGAAUAAUUAUAUGCAAAUGUAACCAGAGAGAAUAAAAUGGAGGCUAAGAGAAUGUCACUCCGAAAA